AUGACGCAGGCAAGAGAUGAUGCUGGCUUGGAUGCAGCCCACCAAAACCUGGCUUCGAAGAUGUUCUGUUUUUGCUGCAAAGACUGUGAGGAGCCUGAUGGUAUAGAUGACUCCAGGACCCCCAGUCAAAGCCAAGAGUUUCAGCCAUCGAAGCAUGGUUUGCAGAAGGAUGAACUUGAUGGACAAAAUCCCAAGCACGGUGAUACAGUGUCCCGCAAAACUCUGGGACAACCCCUGAUCGAGCCAGGAAAGAGAGCCUCGUAUAACGGCGGCAGUGAGUUUGAAGAUGUGAAUUCACAUGUUUCCAAAAGAGGCUUUUACAAGAGAAACCUAAACCGCUACUCCCAGGGUCACUGGCCAUACCAGCCAUGCCUCAUUGGGAGACCCUGA
This is a messenger RNA of Camelus dromedarius (Arabian camel), 390 nucleotides long. RefSeq names its product testis expressed 48 (gene TEX48). The coding region runs from base 1 to 390 and encodes 129 amino acids. The transcript is spliced from 4 exons. Lineage: Eukaryota; Metazoa; Chordata; Mammalia; Artiodactyla; Camelidae. The record is from RefSeq and is a predicted model, not a curated record.